UGGUUUUUAUAUUCUUGUUUUUAGAAAGAAUGGGAGACAGAAUUAUUCGAAAGGUGGAGGCGGGAGCUGAACGACUUUCAAAGAAGGCCGCCAAGUCUGGAAGAACUAGUUUUGGCUCUAAAGUGGAAAAUUUAGGAAAACUUGAGCUGCAGAUAAAAUACAAAGGGGAUGUCCUUGAAGUGUUUCUCGGUCAAGCUAAGGGACUGCCUUCUAAAGACCUAGUUGGAAGCUCUGAUCCCUAUGCUAAGGUUUACCUAAUGCAAUCCAAUCCAUCAGCUUUGUUCGUAAAAGGUCAUGAACAAACCAAAACCCACAACAACAAUCCUAAUCCAACAUUCAAUGAAACUUUCAUGUUCCAGGGGAUUGACAAGGCUACCCUGUUUAACUCCAAGCUUGUGAUAUCUAUCUGGGACAAGGACAUGAUUGGAAAAGAUGAGUACAUGUGUGGGAUCCGAGUCUCCAUGGAUCAUUUUGCAUACGAUGGAAAAGGUCACUUGAGCAUUCAAUUCUGGGCUGAUCUUCAACCUCAUUUCACAGAUGGACAUCCUUUGGAAGUGAGUCAUGCAACUGUGACACAGUUCUUUAACCAGCAAGGGACUACUUCAAUGAAAAGAGCCUCAGUCAGCUCAUCUUCUUCUUCAUCCUCAUCCCCGGCUAUCAAAGAGAGGACAAAGUCUGUUUUAGAGAGAUUAGCUGCGUCUGUGACUUUCACGGUUUCUUUUGAUCCUACAGGAUUUCUAAAAAUCUUCUUGACUAGAGCUCAGGGACUUCCUGACAAAGAUCUUAUCGGAAAAUCAGACCCAUAUGCAAAGAUCUACCUUCUUGAUGAUGCUGGAACCGCAUUUAUUGAUCAUGAGAAGAAGAAAAAGACUAAAACAAAGAAGAAUACCCAAAAUCCAGACUUCUUUGAGAGCUUUGAGUUCAAGAUGAAUUUACAACUGAUCAGAAACUUGAAAACUAUCAUUGAAAUCUGGGAUGAUGACUUCGGAAAAGAUGAAUUCUUAGCUGGGGUUGCUUUUACCAUGUCUUCUUUCAACUUGUCCACAGAAGUUGAGAUUACUGUGCCUCUCUACAGUGGACGAACUCAUGGUUUGCCUUUUGAAGUUAAGGACAUCAUGACUUAUGCCAUCAAAAAGACCUCUAGGGAUAUUCCAUACCAUCUAUCUAAACAAAGUGGUAAGGUAUGGUUAUCUGGUAAUAGUUCCCAGAGGUUUUCCCAAGUCUCCCAUGUCACAACAUCCCAUGUCAAGCAUGUGCAAAAACCUAGAUCUAGGUCUUCUUCAAGCUCUAGUUCAAGCUCAAGUGAUGAUGAUGAUAAGGAUGGCCGAAAUUCACUUCGUCACAACAACAACAAGUUGGUCAGCUACAUUGAAAAAGCAAGAAUCAUGGCUCAAGCCUAUGGUAUCGGGCAAAGCAUCCCAGAUGGAAUCAAUUUAGAGGAGAAUGUGAACAGCAAGCAGAGUAAUGAUUUUGAAUUCAACUCUCAAUUUCAUGAUCUUCUUCUUCCUGCUAUCACACAAGCCAAGGAAAAAGUAAGGUUGGCAAGAGAUGAGCUUGAGAGUUUGAGGGGGAAAAAUAGACGAAUGAAUCAAGAAUAUGAGGAGCUGACUUUGGCACUGACAAACAAGGAUCGCUCAAUUUGGAAUCUUGAAAAUGAGCUAAUGGCUCUACAGGGCAAGUGCACAAUGAUCCAACAUGAGGUUACAAGAAUGAAGGAACUUGAGUUGUCUUUGGAUCAAGAAAGAGAAUACUACUUAGAGCAAAUGAAUGAGGCUCGACACACUAUGAAAUCCAUUGAUGUCAAGGAGUAUCAAAAAGACAUUGACUUAAAGAGAGCAUCUAUGCAAGCCAGCUUCCAAGUUGAAACUGAGGAAGAAAUAGAAAAGCGAGUCUCUGAGGUACAACUACCCAUCAACGUCUACAGCCAGUUUAAAGAAAGGAUGCUUAAAGAACUUGAAGCCAAAAGGAAAACUUACAUUAAGUCAGUUGGAAAACUUCACAUUGAGUCCAAGCAGAUUUUGGCUAUGUAUGACAACAUUGUCAUGGCUAAAGAAAAGGGAAGCCUAGAAGCCCAUAGGAGGACAAGCAUGAUGGAAAAGAUUGGAUACUACAGAAGUGACAUUUCUGGCGUUGAAGGUGAAGUUUCAAAGCUCAGACUUGAAUUGGAGAGACUUCAAGUUGAGCAUGAUCAUAAGCAAUCUGAAUUUGAGCUUCAGUUAAGGUCAAAGCAUGAGGAAUUUGAGAGCUUCAGAAGAAGAUUUGAGUUAGACCUUCAGUCUUGGUUUGCCAGAUAUGGUGCAGAUUUUAAUGCUUGGUGCAAAGAGCAGAUUGAAAUUGCUAUCUAUGGAAAACUCAUUGAAUUUGAAGAACAACGUCUGGCAUCUUCAAUGUUUGGAAAACAGAGCCUUGCAAGAGUAAGUACAUCAAAGAGACGAAGUACCUAUAAUUCUGGUCCAGUUUACAAGAGGGAGUCCAACACUAAGGUCUACUAUGAUCCAGAGCCUGAGGGUGCACACAAUAGCAUUAGGCACUCUUCUACCUACAACAGCUCCACAGUAGGAGGUUCAGCAACAUCAACUAGAUACUCUUCCUCUUAUUCCACCAAGACCAGAAAGGAAUCAGGUUACCACAGCCCAGGAACAAAGACACCAGGGAACAAGACCCCAGAUGGCACUCUAGAUAGGAGCUCUCAGUAUUCUGAUGUUUUCAGCAAUAUAAGAUCAGAAGUCGAAAAAGGAGAAUUUCACAUUUAAUUAUGAUGUUGGCUAAUUCUAACACAAAAAAUCUUGUGUACUAGAUAUAGGCAUUUUAUAACUUUUUACUGAUAUGUAUAUUAUUUUGUUAUGGAAAGAAUAUGACAAGUCUAAUCUUUCUGAUUAGAUGUAAUUUGAUUUGAUUAAUGACUGUGAUUAGAAAAGACUUUUAAUUUGUUUCAAUAAAAUAUCAUCUAAAUGA
Messenger RNA from Eurytemora carolleeae, 2955 nucleotides. RefSeq names its product keratin, type II cytoskeletal 8. The record is from RefSeq and is a predicted model, not a curated record. The transcript is spliced from 27 exons. Bases 30 to 2753 code for a protein of 907 amino acids. Gene Ontology annotation, cellular component: endoplasmic reticulum. NCBI's taxonomy places the organism in Eukaryota, Metazoa, Arthropoda, Copepoda, Calanoida, Temoridae. Gene Ontology annotation, molecular function: lipid binding.